GAACCGGCUUAGUAUGCGUGGUUGCAAUCGGCGUUAGUCGGAUGAAUACGUUACUUGCCUACUCAUGUAGAUUUCCAAGUAUCCAGUUUGUAAACUCAAUCAAGAACUAUCGAUAAUGAACUUGUCCUGCUACUGUUGUAUGUCGAUUGUAAUAUGAACCAACGACACUGUCAUGUAGUAAUGUGUCAUUAUCCACAAUCUUGAUUAAUAAGCUUGCCCUGACGAGUUCCGAGUGUACCUGGCAACGUUUAAAUAUGGCGGACGAAGACAAACCCCAGAAUGUCAGACUGUGUGAUCAAGGUGCGGACGGAAGUUUAGAAGAAUUCAUUCGUGACCAUUACCAACAAGAAAAAAAUGCUGGGAAGCUGACAGCCUCUGAUAAUUUGGAUGAGAAGAGGAUUGAUGACUUCUAUAACCGUGCAAUUUCUGAGAGUAGAAGAAUGAAUGAAGAAGUGGUGAAGUCAAAGCAGAAACAACAGCAGCUACAUGAGGAGCUUGGUGGGAAGAACUUGGCUGAAUGGAGAGAGGAACAUGCCUCUCAAGCACUGCAACCAGAGCAGGCUGAGAGGGUUCGACUGGCUGACCAAUACUGCUGAACAUGUUUACAUUAAACUUGCAUAUUUCA
This is a messenger RNA of Haliotis rubra (blacklip abalone), 625 nucleotides long. RefSeq lists its product as uncharacterized. The coding region runs from base 255 to 596 and encodes 113 amino acids. The transcript has 3 exons. Lineage: Eukaryota; Metazoa; Mollusca; Gastropoda; Lepetellida; Haliotidae. The record is from RefSeq and is a predicted model, not a curated record.